GCGUAUGGAAGGAGUUGUUGUGUACGGUGCUGGCCGGAAUGAGCGGAAUGCCCGGAGGAAUCCUCCUCUUCCUCCCCAUCUACCACCCCCUCCACGACAUCUUCAAUAUCCACACCGAGAACUGCGUCCUCAUCCUCUUCAUCGUCUUCUUCCUCCUGAUCUGGUGCGCGGACAGGCACCCGGAGGGAGCCCUCCAGUCCCGCCCCGUCGGGGGGAAGUGCAAACACGAGCGACCGAGCAUCGAAAUCUUCCUCCACCUGAUCCCCCAUUACUUGCUUUAUUGGUGGAUGGCGUCCUUCGGUCACCCGGAGCGGGAAGUCUCAGUCGGGUUGCACGAGCAGACCGGACCCUGCGAUCAAAAAGAGUACAUCCGAACUGCCUUCGGCAUGGAUUUGCCGCGUCGGAAAUACUUCUGCCCGACGGACUACGACGAAGGUUACUUCGACUUCCACUGCACCCCGGGGGGCGCCCCUCCCCCGAACUAUUACCAAUGGUACACCAUCUGCGGCGUCCCGUUCGCCAACAGAGCGGAAUACGCCAGCAUGCUGACUGCCAUCUGCGUCCUCGCCGCCGUUGUCUUCUACCAGAUGCACUGCCGCAGCGGGCCCGAGGUCAGGGGUGAUAAGACGACUCCGAAUGUCCAAACUCCCAAGACCAAGAAGGUCAAACGUCAAUAGGUCAAAAGGUCAAGCACCUCUCCUCCGAUGGCUUAUAAUGCUCCACUGCCACUCUGGGUGUUCUAGGGGUUUCAUUAUCCGAGUUUUAUCGCAGGGCUUGUCAGACAAUAAACGGUUAUAUGAUUCUCUUAUUUCAAA
Messenger RNA from Darwinula stevensoni, 815 nucleotides. NCBI's taxonomy places the organism in Eukaryota, Metazoa, Arthropoda, Ostracoda, Podocopida, Darwinulidae. The record is from the annotation of a GenBank genome assembly.